AGGUUCAGCAGCCCCGUCAGUGACACCGGCCCGCCGUCCCCCGCACCCGGCCGGGCCAGCCGGUGCCCGCCCAUCCACUACCUCGGCCGGCCGCGCGCGGAGGCGCCGCCUGGAGUCGGGUCUCUUUGUUGGGCGCGCACCCCCUCCUUUUGGUGGCAACAAAGUCGCGCAGUGGGAGCCGCCGCGAGGGGCGGGGAGCGGCCGGGGCGGGACUCCGAGCGCCGCCGGGGGCAGCCGAGCCAAAAAGUGGGGAGGAGGAAAAAAGGCAGACGGCGUCUGGGGACCGGCGCGGGCACAGCCUGCUCGGAAGUAUGCGGAGGGCCCCCUCCCGGGCCCGGGCACUCGCGGAGAGCCAGCCUCGCAAAAGUUUGCCGGCCGCUGCCCAGGCGGCGUCGAUGGCUGCGCGCCCCGCGGCGCGCGGGGGCUGAGCGGGCGCCACUUCCCCUCGGGCCCCGCUUUUGUGUCUCGCGUCUCCUCCUCAUGCUGCGUCCGGCCACCUCUUGCGGCGGCCGCUGCUGAGGCGCUCGCUCCGGCGGAGGGGAGGAAGGGACGGCGGCGGCGGGGGCGGCCGCGGCGCGGGGUCCCGGCGGGACUAUGGGAAACGGGAUGUGCUCCCGAAAGCAAAAGCGGAUUUUCCAGACGCUGCUGCUGCUGACCGUGGUGUUCGGCUUUCUCUACGGCGCGAUGCUCUACUACGAGCUGCAAACGCAGCUGCGGAAAGCCGAGGCGGUGGCGCUCAAGUACCAGCAGCACCAGGAGUCCCUUUCCGCCCAGUUACAAGUUGUAUAUGAACACAGAUCAAGAUUAGAGAAAUCCUUGCAAAAGGAGAGACUUGAACAUAAGAAAGCGAAGGAAGAUUUUCUUGUUUAUAAGUUAGAAGCCCAAGAAACACUAAAUAAAGGAAGGCAAGAUUCCAAUAGUAGAUACAGUGCGUUGAAUGUGCAACAUCAGAUGUUGAAAAGUCAACACGAGGAGCUGAAGAAACAGCACAGCGACUUGGAGGAGGAACAUCGCAAACAAGGAGAAGACUUCAGUAGGACGUUUAAUGACCAUAAGCAGAAGUACCUGCAGCUACAGCAAGAGAAAGAACAAGAACUUUCUAAGCUAAAAGAAACCGUGUACAAUUUGAGAGAAGAGAAUAGACAACUCCGGAAGGCACACCAGGACAUGCAUACACAGCUCCAAGACGUCAAGCAACAGCAUAAGAAUUUACUCUCCGAGCAUGAACAACUUGUAGUGACUUUGGAAGACCACAAGAGUGCGCUAGCUGCUGCACAGACACAAGUUGCAGAAUAUAAACAGUUGAGAGACACUCUGAAUAGGAUUCCAAGCCUUCGAAACCCAGAGCAAGCAGAGCAGCAGAAUGUUACCCAGGUGACACAUUCUCCACAAGGUGACAACACAGUGAGGGAGAACGCAGCCGGGGAGCCACAGGAGGUGUCUCGAAAUAGUGACGGGUGGCAGACGCAUGAAGCAGUUCCUCGAAGAACGGAAGAAACAAAACUUGACUCUCCCACCCAGAAGAAGGCAGAGUUUCAGGCUCCAGCAGAGCUGAAGCCCCGCGGAGCUGAAGCCAGAGAGCCAGAGGAGCGGCAGGUGGAAGAGGAGCACAGAAGGGCCCUGGAGGAGGAAGCGAUGGAGCAGGUCGGGCAGGCCGAGCGUCUGGAGGAGGAGCACGACCCGUCCCCUGAGGAACAGGAUCGGGAGUGGAGGGAACAGCAUGAAGCUGGAGAGGAAGCCAACCUUCUGGGAGGGCAUGCUCCUGCCCAGGUCUAUCCGUCGGCCAAGCCGGUUGGCAGAAUCCGGUCACCGUAUGAGGAGCAGCUGGAACAGCAGCAAGUGGCAGCGCGGCGGGCGGAGGAGGCUCAGCCGCCGAGGGAGCACCAGGAGGCGCUGCACCAGCCUCGGCUGCAGGGACCCUUGUGGAGGCAGCGGCAAUGGCAGCAGCAGCAGCAGCUUCUGGCCGGAGAGGUGGCCCGGCACAGGCCGGCCAGCCCGGAGGAGGAGGGGCGGCCGCAGCCCCCCGAACAGCUCCGGCAGCAAGCUCGUUAUGAUGCUGUGGAUCAUGAUAUUGUUCAGGGAGCCGAGGACCAGGGCGUCCAAGAAGAGGAAGGAGCCUAUGAGAGAGACAACCAGCACCAAGAUGAGGCAGAAGAAGACCCAGAGAAUGGACAUGAGCCUCAAGAUCAGGGGCCCCAUGAAACCGACCCGGAAUCUGAGGCAGAUAGGGCUGCUGUAGAGGAUAUAAACCCAGCAGAUGACCCUAAUAAUCAAGGUGAAGAUGAAUUUGAGGAAGCCGAGCAAGUGAGGGAAGAAAAUUUGCCAGAUGAAAAUGAAGAGCCAAAACAAAGUAAUCAAAAGCAAGAGAAUGCCGAGAUGGAGGAACAUUUGGUGAUGGCAGGAAACCCAGACCAGCAGGAGGAUAAUGUUGACGAGCAGUACCAGGAAGAGGGAGAGGAGGAGGUUCAGGAAGAUUUGACUGAAGAGAAAAAAAGGGAAUUGGAACAUAAUGCCGAGGAGACGUAUGGUGAAAAUGAGGAAAACGCCGACGAAAAAAACAAUGAUGGUGAAGAACAAGAAGCUCGAGAUGACCACAGCCCUAAACGCCGAGAGGAACCCUAUGAGGAGGAAGAAGAGGAAGAAGACGGGGCUGCGGUUGCGGAGAAAUCCCAGCGAAGAGCGGAAAUGUAGCGGCGCCGACCGCGUGGACAGUGCUCAGCUGACGGGUUCUUUUCAAGCUGCUCAGAAAUAAAUCUGCCUACUGAACUCUAGGAUAUUUAAUUACAAAAAUUAAGAAUUUAGACUUUUUUUUAACUUUUAUAUUAGAAAUGCUCAUACAUUUAUAUGACUAUAUUUUGAUAACCUAGGUUAGAGCUGCUUUUCUAUUCAAGCUAAACACGAACCGGAAGAAAAACAAUAAAGCAAACCUUCGCCUUUGAAUCUCAUUUUUCAUAGAUUAUGUGAUGUUGAAAAGAGCACCGGUUUUGUAUAUUUCAGCUUGUUACUUUUCUGUCUCCUAGUUUCCAGGUGUUCUGUUGUUUGCCUUUAACAAAAUACAGGAUUUCAAGUAGGGAAUACUGCAAAAUGAUGUAUAGCCUUUAAGAACAAUGGCCAGUUUAUUAACUGCUGCCUUUCUAAGGUUCUUGUGUAUAGUUGGGAUGGAAUUUUCACCCCUCUGUCUCUGGAAUGAGAUCCAUGUACAGACUGACAUAGGAUUGGAAAAGCAUUUUGUUUAUAAAGACAUUGUUUUUUAGGCUUUUCGUGUCAGAAAAAUGUUUGGCUCUACUUCAAAUCACAGCUGUUCAUGAAAGGAAUUAGAUUUUAAAAUGAGAUGGUACUUAAACUUAUGCCACAGUAUUCUGGACUUUGAUAGUCCAGUAUUUAAACAAGGUAGGAUGCAUCAGUGUGUUAACCUUCUUGAAGGACUGAAACCUUGUUUAAUAACUAAUUUAGUGUGUGUGGGUGUCAUUUUCUAUGUGAGCAUCCAUUCAGUUCUUUUUUUUUUUUCUGAAAUCAUCUAGUAAUAUCCUUGUUUCAAUAUCUAGUUCUCUACCAUAAUAUAUAUUUCCCGCAUAAACUCUGGUCCUCAAUGUGUAAUCACUUUGAUGACAAGUAUGAAUAUGAAGGCAUUCCAAAUUACACAAUUGAAUAGGGUUAUUUCUCAUAAACUCUACAGUAAAAUACCCAUUAUUGAUAUGAUAGACCCUCAUGACCUUUCUGUUUGCUGGGAUUGGAGCUUGUGUUAUGCCCAUGUAUGGCAUUUUAAUGACAACAAAAGUCCCCUAAAAUAAAAAAAUUAAAGAUCAAAAAUUCUUCUGGGAUUAAGACAUAUUUGUCUCUCUACAUAAAGAUUUUUAAAUAUAUAGAAUUAGGUUAUAUAAUUCAUAUGUGUGUGGUUUUAUAAUAAUACUCUCAAGUUAAUAAAGACAUUUAAUUUCUACCAUUGUUGUUUGAAUGUAAAGUUAGUUUUUAAUACCACACUCACGUAUGGUUUUGAUAUUAUCCCAGUGGAGUGAUUAUAUGUAUGCAUAGGAAUGUUUCGUUCAAAUAUAUUUUGGAUUUUCAAUAAUCAUAAAUCAAAUUUUACCUUUAUGUAUAAAAACCCUUUAUGUAAUGUAAAAUGUAUAAUAUUGUACAUAAUAUUCAGAAUACAAUUAUUUUGGUAAAUUAGUUUGUAUUUUUAAUGUCCCAGUUGCAGUAUUUAAUUAUUUGAAUCAUAUUGAAACUUGGUAAUAGUCAAUAAAGCUAUAAAAAGCAAGUAGUAAA
This is a messenger RNA of Lontra canadensis (Northern American river otter), 4266 nucleotides long. RefSeq names its product golgi integral membrane protein 4 (gene GOLIM4). The record is from RefSeq and is a predicted model, not a curated record. Bases 595 to 2691 code for a protein of 698 amino acids. Gene Ontology annotation, cellular component: Golgi apparatus; Golgi membrane. The transcript has 16 exons. NCBI's taxonomy places the organism in Eukaryota, Metazoa, Chordata, Mammalia, Carnivora, Mustelidae.